GGGUGGCUGCGCUGGUCCUGGUGGUUUCGGGGCUCCUAACCGGGAGCGCAGAGUCGUUCCCUGAGGCGGCGGCCAGGCUAUGAUCGCGGGUCCCCGGAGUCCCGCUCGGGCCAACCAGAGUCCUUGUUUCAGCGUGUGCCUCUGGCCGAGCGCUCUCCUCACCACGGUCCCCCUGCGCGUUUGGCAGCGGCGCUCCCGGCGCGCCCCCUCCUCUGAUGGCGGCGGAGAUCCAGCCCAAGCCGCUGACCCGCAAGCCGAUCCUGCUGCAGCGGGUCGAGGGCUCCCAGGAGGUGGUGAAUAUGGCUGUGCUCGUUCCCAAGGAGGAGGGCGUCAUCAGCGUCUCGGAGGACAGGACAGUUCGUGUAUGGUUAAAGAGGGAUAGUGGACAAUAUUGGCCAAGCAUAUAUCAUGUGAUGCCUUCUCCAUGUUCAUGCAUGUCUUUUAAUCCGGAAACAAGAAGACUGUCCAUAGGUCUAGACAAUGGUACAAUCUCAGAAUUUAUUUUAUCAGAAGAUUAUAACAAGAUGACUCCUGUGAAAAACUAUCAAGCACAUCAGAGCAGAGUGACGAUGAUCCUGUUUGUCCUGGAGCUGGAGUGGGUGCUGAGCACGGGACAAGACAAGCAGUUUGCCUGGCACUGCUCUGAGAGUGGGCAACGCCUGGGAGGUUAUCGCACCAGUGCUGUGGCCUCGGGCCUGCAAUUCGAUGUUGAAACCCGGCAUGUGUUUAUUGGUGACCAUUCAGGCCAAGUAACCAUCCUCAAACUGGAGCAAGAAAACUGCACCCUGGUCACAACAUUCAGAGGACAUACAGGUGGGGUGACUGCUCUCUGUUGGGACCCGGUCCAGCGAGUUUUGUUCUCAGGCAGCUCUGAUCACUCUGUAAUCAUGUGGGACAUCGGUGGGAGAAAAGGAACUGCCAUCGAGCUCCAAGGACACAAUGACAAAAUCCAGGCCCUCUCCUAUGCACAGCACACGCGGCAGCUCAUCUCAUGUGGCAGUGAUGGUGGCAUAGUCAUCUGGAACAUGGACGUGGAGAGGCAGGAGCACCACUGCCGCAAGUGCGGGAAGGCUGUCUGCGGCAAGUGCAGCUCCAAACGUUCCUCCAUCCCCCUGAUGGGCUUCGAGUUUGAAGUGAGGGUCUGUGACAGCUGCCACGAGGCCAUCACAGAUGAAGAACGAGCGCCCACGGCCACUUUCCACGACAGUAAACACAACAUUGUGCAUGUGCAUUUUGAUGCAACCCGGGGAUGGCUACUGACUUCGGGAACUGACAAGGUUAUUAAGUUGUGGGAUAUGACCCCAGUAGUAUCUUGAUGACACACCCAGGCAUCUGAAAGAUAGUAUUUACUCAAGAAUGAUUGUUCUAAUCCAAAUCGUUACUGGAGCAGUAAAGCAGACGUGUGAAAAGAGAGAAACUAAAGAAACUAGCUGAGUUUGCAUAUUAUCUGCGCACAAGUGGUGAGCCAGUGAAUGAACACUUGGAGGGGACUCUUUCAACUUGUUCAUACAAUAUAAAAGAAGAUAUUUUUUUAACAAAUGGUUUGUACAAUCUGGCUUGCUGCAUUGUUUGAGUAUACUGUAAACUCUGUGUGGGGUGUUUAAUUUUUAAAUUUUCAACACUUCAUUUUAGUUGUUGUUUUGUGUGUCGGAGAAAUGAGGGAAAUGUCUGUUCAGGGUAUUUUUGGUCAUUUUAAAGCAGUUUCCAUGUUUUCUUCACGUGGGCACAGAUCACCGGGUCAGCAUCUUUUUCUUCUCUAUGUAUCUACUCUCACCUUCUUCUGCUUUUCACCAGAGUGUAUGUAUUUACACUGCUUAUAAACAGUGUUUCUGCUUUCCUAGAAAUCCUCUUCAAGUGAGAGAUUUGGAAAACCAUUCAUGUGGAUUUACCUACUGACUUCUUGAAUCACUUGAAGAACGAUGUGUAAUGUCUAACUUAUUCAUGUUCUUAUAUUGAGUAGAAAUAACCUGGUGUUUCUGCCUCCGUUUUUCUCUUUCUUUCCCAUAUUAAAAAAUGCCAUGAGAAAGCUGUUCCCAGCCAUUGUCAUCAUGGGAGUAGAUGAUUAUAACUCAGAGCUUCAAGUAUCAGUGCCUGGAUCGUUUCUAAUUCAAUUGGAGCCUUCUGAGCCUUUCAAGUUUUAUGUUUUAGUUUUAUUGACACAGCUUUCCCUCACUUUUAUUAAAAACAAACAAAAUCCUAUGUCCUUAAAAAAAAAAGUGUCUUUAAGCUAUGUUUUUGUAUGUGAUGUCACCUCUGAACUUGACCAUGUUCAUUAUGUGAGGUUGAAUCCUGUUCUAUUCCUCACCAUCUGUGUUUUCUCCCCCUUUAAAAACUAGAACACUUUGCACACUUAUACUAAAACUGUGUGAUCUGAGACAUAAAAGGUACUGAAUCUUACAGCUCAUGAUGUCUUCCUGUUGGAAAUGUAAAAAGGGGCUUUAGAAAAUCAGUCUGAAGAACUCUGAUUUUAAGGGAAUCCAAUCAAAUUUGAUAAAAGUGAAAUAUUCUGUGUUUUAGUGACUCAUGAUAUUUAAGUCCUUUUUUAAAAACCUUAUUUUCACCUAUAAAAAUAGAAUUUAAAUGAGUGGGCAAGCAUGCGCUAUGUGCCUGCCCCAUUCUAAGCAUGUUACAUGGUAUCACCUCAAUCAACCCUCACCUGUUGGGGGGUUUUGUGGGAUCACUAAGUCUCUUGGGGAUUACUACCAGGUUAAAUAAAACUUUGCAGGUAAACAGACCAAUUACUUGCCCAUUCUCUCCAAGUCCUA
Myotis brandtii (Brandt's bat) is the source of this 2765-nucleotide messenger RNA. It is a transcript of the gene WDFY2, whose product is annotated as WD repeat and FYVE domain containing 2. Gene Ontology annotation, molecular function: metal ion binding; protein binding. The record is from RefSeq and is a predicted model, not a curated record. Lineage: Eukaryota; Metazoa; Chordata; Mammalia; Chiroptera; Vespertilionidae. The transcript has 11 exons. Bases 216 to 1316 code for a protein of 366 amino acids.